GGAAAUUGUUCUCCAAAACCCUUGCUUUUUUUUCUCUUGCGUUUCUGCUCCGUUGAAUCCUCUCGUGCCUCAUCGAAUCAUCAUCAUCGACAUUACCGCCCCGUCAUAUCUACACAUGCAUACAUUAUAAAGCGACACUUCCACCCUAACCAGUAGUGCAUCUCCAACGCACGCCUGUCUUGAGGACGCGGACCGCGACGUUGACCCUCUCUCCCCUCCAGCAAAGUCACGCCAACAUGGUCAACUCGUCGCCGGAAUAUGCCAUAACCAAGGCGGGUGUCUUCAACUCAGGCCGAAAGCGCGACAAGAUGCUACGAACGUACGGCAGAAAGGGCACUGCCACGCCAGAGGCACGCGAGAGCCCUACAAAGAAACAAGUCAGAUUUGCCACCGAGGUCCAAGAACAGGAGAUUUACAAGAACGAGCCUCCAUCGGCAUGCCGUCGCCGUCCGAGCAAAGCAGACGACGUGACGCAAGACGCGGAGGCAACGCCGACCAAGAGCACAGGCGACACACCGUCAACACCGUCAAAGCAUAGCAUUCUCAACUACUUUAAGCCCGUUAUCCCAUCUCCAAGCGCAGCCAAGACGACCAAACGAGCGCGAGAGGAGGUUGAAGAGUUGUCGUCGCCGCUACUAGCGCCCAAGCCAACGAAACGAAGAAGACUGUUGAGCGUACGGCCGAACCGCUUCCUUACCGACGCGCCAUCUUCUGAUGCUGAUGAUGAGGGUGCCAAUGAUGCCAGGCGGGCCAAGGCCAAGACUCAGAAAGAGGAGCUGUCGCCCCUCAGAGACGGCGGCGAGGCGCUUCAUAAUAGAAGGCCACUCGUUGACUCUGCGCCGGGCGACAAGAAGGCUAGAAAGGAAGCAAGCGCGCAGGUACAGACUACACUCAACAUCUCCAGCAAGGGUACGAUUACUGAGUGCAAGGUCUGUGAUACGGUCUGGAAUCCCCUGUAUCCGGACGAUGUAAAGUACCAUACGAAACGGCAUGCGGCGCAUCUACGGGCAAAGGCGAAGAAGACAGUGGACGAAUUAUAAUGACAUGACAUGGCGUUUUAUUAUGCACGACAAAAAUUAAUGGGAGGGCGUUUUGCUAUAGUGGCGUUUGGAAAUAUCAUGCUUGCUGUCUUGGUGUUGGCGUCUUGUCGUUUAAAGCUGAGCAUUGGGUAGCGCUAGUUUCUUUUUUUUUUAGGAAUAUCAUAUGUACUGAAUAUCUAAGUGGUUUGUUUUGAAAGAUGUGACUUGGUGUGAUAUGCUAGUCCAUUUCAAUUACCGAAGAAUCCGAGAUGACUCCUUGGUCUUCCUCAUCGUCGUUAUAAUGAUCAUGGUCAUCCUCCUCCCCAGUGUUGCCGUCACUGCUCUCCGCCUCAUUGCCAUUAUCAUCAUGGUUAUCAUCUUGCCCAGUAUUGCCGUCACUAGUCUCUGCCUCGUCGUCGCUAUAGUCCAACUCGAUCGAAUCGGGAAACAGUCUUUCUUCAUUAAACUCAAGCUUGAUUCCCUUUGCUUUAAACUGCAGCUGCAAUGCUGCAGCCUUCGACUCAUGAAAAUAGCCGCCGUAUUUAAAGCUUUUGAGAUUUGGAUAUCGAUGGGCAACUCCCAAGAGCAGUGAUAGGUCGGGCAGCCUGCUGAGCAGGCCAAUCUCUAUAACCUGAACACUUGCAGGAAAGAAGAAAGCCCAUUGCGCGUCUGUAGCACCUGGGCCUAGAACAUGCCCUGCCUCGCCCAAACAGACCUUCUCUAGGUGUUGGAGCCCUCGGAAACUGGCUACUCGUGGAAUGUCACUUUCGUCAGCGUACCCUCCCAUGGAGCUAAAUGAAAAAUUGCGCAUGUCUUGGUCUGUCCAUGUUAACGACAAGGUGCGGAGUUUGAACUCGGGAUGUUUGGCGCUGUGAGACUCCAGUAUGCGCACCAACUCCUCCGGCAUUACCGCAUCGUUCAUCAUUCCGUCGAGCAUCCACACAUCUUCCAAAUCCAGCAAGUAUCGAAACGUUGUCAGUGAGGGAAAACUGGCAAGUAUAUCUUCCAGCACAUUGCUGGUCAUAAGAGACUGCUGCAGGACCAAUUCUGUGACGCUGGUGCUUCGCAAUGUAUGUGGCAUGUAGGAUGUGGCGAGUUUGUGCAUUGAGAGCGUCCGAAGUGCUUUUGCCUUGCGUAUAAAUGUGCCUAGGCUGUCCGUCAAAUAUGUAUCGUUGGAGCCUUCGUAGUUAGAGUGGUCCCUGAGCCACCUGAAUACCAUUUCUUCUACGUGGCUCUGCUUGGAUAAUUUUGGCGCGGUUGGGAAUAAAACUUCAUCUUUUAUAUCCAGCUCGAUGUCCAAUCUCUCAACAUUUGUGCACUGGUCAAGUAGAAGCCGCCGGAUAAGCAUCCUAGAUUCAUGAGAUGGAUAAUAGCCCCGAUCCCACGUUUUCUUCUUGCUAAAAGUCUUUGAUUCGAUAGGCUCAACCUGACCAGCCUCAAAACUCUUCCUAGCUUGCAAGUUCAAGCAGGCUGCAUCUUCUGGUGUAAUGCACCAACUCUUCGUCCCGUCUUCUCCUCUCACAGCAGGCAGGCCUGGAUAGAGUCUCAGCUGCGCAUUUUUUACUAGAGCUGCCAGAUCAGGCCGUUCAAUCAACGUCCGUGCUAAUCUGGGCAGAGCUGUCGUGACUGGGUAUCUGUACAUUAGUGGUGUGAAAGUCACGUUGAGUGUUUUGCAUGUUAGCACGAGACUCGCCAAGGACCCUUGGUAUCGAUGCCAGAUGGACAGGCCGGUGUGCGACGGAUUGUUUGAUAGUACAUGUCCGCCAAUCUGAAGUAAUAUCUCUAACGGCAGAUGUAUCAGAUUGGGCACAUCCAUGGUUGUAGAUGCAGUUUGUUACAUCGCAGGGUGACCGCAACG
Molecule: messenger RNA, 2877 nt
Organism: [Torrubiella] hemipterigena
Lineage: Eukaryota; Fungi; Ascomycota; Sordariomycetes; Hypocreales; Clavicipitaceae
Source: the annotation of a GenBank genome assembly